AUGGGCUGCUAUGGAGUCAAGCUGAAAUGGCAGGACGACGCCGCCAAUUCAUUGGCAAAACCACCACGGAAGAGUCGGAAGAAGAAGGCUAUCAACGAUGACCAAGCACUCAGCCCAGCGUCGACUAUCAGCUUCGAAUCCAUACAAUCGGCAGUUACGAGUCCAGAUGUACUGUUCUCAUCGCCUGACUCGGCGAAAAGUAUGCCUGCUUUACCCUUCAACAGCCCUGUGCUGUCCUAUGGGAUAUCUCCAGCCGAUCGAUGGCUCCUUAGUUAUUGGGGAGAACAGCUCUCAAAGCUGUUGUCGGUUUCACCUCAAAAUUGCAUCGCGACACCAUUCCAACGGCAUUUGACGGCCAUGGCCUACGAAUCGCCAGCACUCAGAUCGACAGUCCUCUCAAUGGCUGCAAAUCAUCUCGCAUUUGCAUCAAACGAUGCUUCACUUCACCUACAAGGCUACCGUCAUCAACGAGACGCAAUUCAAGAGCUUCAAAGGAUGAUUCAAGAUCCAGUGAAGAUGGAUACUGAGCCAGCGCUGGCCACUGUCAUGAUGAUGCAGGUUUCGGCGCGAUUGUUUGGCGAUGAGGAUGAAGCCAACGUCGCGAACCAUCUGACUGGCGCCAAAGCCAUGAUAACAGGGCGCAGUGGGGGCAGCUGGCUUGUCACAUCUAGUGCUCGCUUCCUCCUGAGCCUGUUUGCAUACCACGAUAUUCUAUCUUCCGUGUCGAGAGGCUCGCAGCCAUUAUUGGAUCAUGAAAUGGACUUUGUCGCCAUCGAAGGGGAGAAAGAGCUAGAAAGUAUCGCAAAAGUCCUAGUGGUCGUUGCAAAGAUCAGUCAGCUGCAACACGCUAUCAGGACGAGAAGAGCCCUGUCGCCAACAAGCCCUGCUUUGUCGGAAGAUGAAAAUACCACUGGUCAACAUAUCCAGCAGAUUCUAUUAGCCAUGGAAUUCGUUGCAUGUAAGAGGGGGGACAGCGAGGAGCGCAUAGACAUUAGCUCGACAGCUGAAGCCUAUCGCCACGCCGCCUUCAUUUACCUCUACCGAACCUGGCUUGAUAUAGGUGCUCCCAACCCGAUAAGCAUGGAACAUAUCAAUCAGUGUCUAUCACAGCUACAGCAAGUCGACAUCCAUUCGCCUUUAACAUCAGCGCAUAUGUGGCCGCUGUUCACCGCGGGCUGCGAAGCGAUCGACAGCACACAACGACAAUUCGUCCGUGAUCGGUUUGAAAAGCUGUAUGCUGUGAAGCAUUUCCCCAGCUUGAAACGCGUCAUGCGCGAUAUCGAACAUGUUUGGGCAGCCAAGGAUAUGGAGCAGCAGAUGAAAGGUCAAGAUGGAAUGGCCAAGGUUGACUGCAUACAAGUCAUCCUGAAAAGAAAGGGGCGGGAGGUCGAUCUUGCGUGA
Messenger RNA from Alternaria ethzedia, 1401 nucleotides. RefSeq lists its product as uncharacterized. Gene Ontology annotation, biological process: positive regulation of transcription by RNA polymerase II. The transcript is spliced from 2 exons. Gene Ontology annotation, cellular component: nucleus. NCBI's taxonomy places the organism in Eukaryota, Fungi, Ascomycota, Dothideomycetes, Pleosporales, Pleosporaceae. Gene Ontology annotation, molecular function: transcription cis-regulatory region binding; DNA-binding transcription factor activity. The record is from RefSeq and is a predicted model, not a curated record. Bases 1 to 1401 code for a protein of 466 amino acids.